CAGUCGAUGGUUCCCCAAUAAGAUGGACAAUAUCAGCUGUAGAGAUGGGGAAAGUGGGCGUGUAGAGUGAAAAUACGUACACACAAACAUGCGACAAAAUAUUGUAAGACAAGUACGCAUGUUACAUGUUAAUAAUAGGAAUGCAUCCAAGAACAUUUGAAUCCAGCCAUCAAAAGUGAAAGUUCCCAUUACGUGUUUCUGUGCCCAUCAAGUGCUGUCAGUAUAAAAUUAGGCUAAAAAUGUGUUUGAGUGUUAUUCCAAUACCGAGUGUUAAAUACUGAAUAACAUAAUGGCAUUGAGCCUGAAUAUACUGUCGGCUGGUAGUCACCAUCAUUUAAGUCGGGUUUUCGCGAACCUCUGUGUGAUUCAUGGACAUUUCUGUUUAAAACGGAAGAAACCCGUUUGUUCAUGUUCAUUUUUGUUCAAAAAGGAAGAAACGUGCUUGUUCACAUUCAUUUUGCCUGUGUAAUUAAAAUCAGUCUCACCUCUCAUAAUGAAUAUUAUGCGCAAAUUCCGUGUAGGAGGGGCGUCAGCCCCAACCGCUUUACAGGAUGAAGCUAACUCAAAUCCUCAACACACUGCUUUAGGACUCAUGCACCUCAAGAAGUUAUUUUCUGAAUAUACUCAUCCAUCCCACCCACUCAGUGAAAAAGAACGUGAUGACAAGCUGUAUAACAUGUUGCCUCUCUUCUGCAAGGUAUUUGGAAACAGCCCAUCAUCGGAUAUGAUGGAGAAGUUCCGUGACAUUGUAGCGUUCUGCCAGCAAGUGUCGCGUCUCAUGGUAUCAGAGAUACGUCGACGGGCCUCCAACCAAUCAACCGAAGCUGCCAGUUGUGCCAUUGUUAAGUUUCUUGAGAUUGAGAACUCAGAAGAAUCUAGCAAUGGAUGGAUGCUGCUUUCUACGCUGAACCUUCUUGCAGCUGGCAAUGUAUCAUUGGUCGAAGUCAUGACAUCGGUGUCAGUACCGUCAACACUCGUCAAGUGUCUGUAUCUGUUCUUUGACUUGCCAGAAAUAGAGAAUCCUGAUACAGCAGAAAAUGGCAGUGAGUUUACACCACGGGAAAGGAGAAUAUUACUUCAGAAGAUCUUCGUGCAGGUGCUGGUACGACUGUGCAGCCACGCUGCUCCUGCAGAAGAACUGGCACGUAAAGAUGACCUCACAUUGCUGUUCUCUGCCAUCACAAGUUGGUGUCCGCAAUACAAUGUGAUGUGGAGAAAGAGCGCAGCUGAGGUCCUCAUGACACUCUCACGCCAUGGCCUUACACAGCCUGUUGUCAGCUACAUCCACAACAAAGGAUGUGUCGCUCUAUGCAUUGACAACAUGCAACGAGUUCAAGAGCUGUCCCCCCUCGAGAUUGUCGAGAUGUUUGUCGCAGUUUUUUGCUUCUUAAAAGACUCGAGUGAAGUUGCACAGACAUUACUUGAUGAUUUCCGCUCCUGCCAGGGGUACCCCUUCCUGUCAGAAUUUUUACUGAAGUUGGAACAGGAUUCAUCAGCAGAAUCACAAGAGGCCAUCAGAAACCUAGUGCUCAUGGUGGCUUCCCUCACAAUGUGUGGAUACAAACAGCUGAGGCCUAGCCAGGCCAGCAUGGGCUCGUUGUUCCAGAUGCUUGGUUUCGCACUGCCUGAGCCAUCAGGACGGGGUGCAAGUGUAUGCAAUAUCCAAGCAUUCCAAGUCUUGCAAUCAGUUUUCUUGAAGUCAAACUCGGCAGCGCUGUGCUGCAUCAUUCUGGAUGCCAUUUCAAGCGUGUACCAUUCGGACAAUGCAAACUACUUCAUUCUGGAGGGGCAGCAUACACUGUCACAGUUUACCGAGAGGAUUCAUCUCAAGCCCCAAGAGAUACAGGGGAAAUUCUUCCAACUGCUGGAAUUCAUUGUGUUCCAGCUAAACUUUGUUCCUUGCAAAGAACUCAUCUCGUUGUCAAUUCUGCUCAAAGGUCAGACGUCUGUCAGCUGCAGUAUCACAUGCAUGCAAAGUCUGCUGAACAUUCUGAGACACAACGCCAUUUUCAAGGAUGUAUACCGGGAAGUCGGUAUUUUAGAAGUGUUUGUUACGUGUCUGCAUCGAUAUGCAGCACUGUUAAAGGAGAAGAAACAAGCUCAAGAUCAAGGAAAGGAAUAUGAGAUUCCCUCAAUGAGCGAGAUGCUAGGCAUGUUGGUCAUGGAAGCCCUCACACUGUUGCUCAGUGGGAAUGCCAGCAAUGCAAAUGUGUUCAGGGAGUGUGGUGGAGCACGAUGUGCCCACAACCUUGUACCCUACCCAGAAUGUCGGCAACAAGUCUUAGGAAUUGUGCGAGAACUCGUGCUGAGUACUGGUGGAGAUGAUGACAUGGGCACGCUGCUUGGAAUGAUGCAUUCAGCACCACCUUCUGCGCUACAACUCAAAGCACACAUUCUCAAGUCAUUGUUGAUGUGUCUGCGUGAGAGCCACAGGACACGAACAGUGUUUCGGAAGGUUGGUGGUUUUGUUUAUGUGAUGAGUGUCUUGGUGUCAAUGGAAGGAUGCCUCUGUGGAGAACCUGCGCCCCCCUGGGAUGAGAUUCCAGUGUCCCAAGUGCUUCAUCUUCUCCACAUGGUGUUCAACACAGUGACAGUUGCCAUGAGAUUCGAACCAGCAAAUGCUAAGUUCUUCCAUCUGGAGAUCUGCCUGACAAGUCUGUGUGACACAUUGCGGCUCCUUGGCUGCUUUUCAAACGAGCAGUAUUUGGACGAGUGUGACGAGAUAACCGCUGCACGGGAGGAGAACACAUUCCAUAACCUCUUCACUGGUAGCAUCUUGGAACCAAGCAUUCCUAGCCACAUUCCAGUGGAGCUGUCCUAUGCUUGCAUAGUGCUUCGUCUUCUAUAUGAUGUUGCAUUGGAUGCGUAUGACAAGUCAAACCAUACGACGGUUGUGUCUUUCAAGUCUCCUACUCACAGACGACAUCAAUCUGAGAGCCACAAGCUGCUGGACUCACCUGGAGGGGGUAAACGAGCAGCAGUCAACUCCCUGAAUCUGACUCCACCUGCACCUGACCCCAUUAUUGUUCAUCCUGGUGUGGUUGUGGCCAUGCUGCACCUUUUACCAUCUAUAUGUCACGUCCAGGAAACACAGGUAUCCUUAACUCUUCAGAUGCAUGCUUCCGAGGUACUGAAAUCACUUGUUCGUUCAGAACGCAACCAGCAAGUGAUGUGUGAGGCAGGGUUGCCUGGACAGCUUCUGACCGUUGGACGGUUGGCCCUUGAAGAUGAAACCCACCCUCUUCAUCCACCAUUGCAGUACAUGUUGGAGCGACUAGCAGCACAGACGCUGGAACCCAGGGACCUGAGGGAUUUCCUUCGCCUGGGUGACCCACUGUGCUGCAUUCCAAUGGACUCGAUUGAAACAAGACCUCCCCAUCGCAAACCUGGUGGACCAGUGCCACUCACUCGAGUAAAGACGUUAGUGUCUAUGACUACUCCUAGGGAUUUCCGAGCAACACACGGAAGUGCCACCUUGCCACCUUUUGUUGAGUUUGAUAUGUCAGCUGAAGGAUUUGGCUGUCUUUACCUCCCCAGUGUUGCUCCACAGAGCCCCGCAGGUCCAAGUGUUGUGGCUGUUGGAAAUAUUGGUGCUACUGACAAUAAUGUUGUUGGUGGAAUUGGCUCAGGAGACAGAAUGUUUCCUCCGCAGACAGGACUCAGCUACUGUACCUGGAUAUGUGUGGACAAGUUCUCAGAUCCUCGGACUGACCCCCACUGUGUACGAUUGUUAACUCUGGUCAGAAAUCUACAUGGUGGGAGUGAUGAUCACCUGGUUUGCUUAGCUGUGGUUAUGUCAGCACGGGAUAAGGCCAUCAUUGUUACAACCCAGGAAACAGUUAUGCCACAUAAUAUUAGCGAAUGGGAACCUGAAACCACCAGGGAUUCUGGGGCACGGGUCUGGUGCCCAGAUCUGCUGCAAGAAGGGCAGUGGCACCAGCUGGUUCUGGUGCUCAAUAGAGCUGUUUUGAAAAAUUCAUCUUUUUCUAUCUAUGUUGAUGGCCAGCAUGUUCAUACGCAGAAGCUACAUUAUAUAUCCCAGAAUCCUGGUGGAGGAGCUGCCAAUCUUACUGUUGCGUCAUCUGUGUAUGGUUUCAUUGGCACACCCCCUGCUUGGCGUCGCUAUUCACGACUUGUUUGGAAGCAAGGACCUUGUCACCUGGUGGAGGAGGUUCUAAGCCCCCAAGUUGUGGCUACAUUGUAUCAGCUUGGUCCCCAGUAUAUGGGGAGUUUACAGGCUCCAGAACUGAAUGGCACAGAACCUUUGUCAGCUCUUGUUUCUGAGGAGAAGGUAAUCUUCGGGCUGAAUGCAAAGGCAGUAUCUCAGCUCACAUUGGCAAAGAUCCGAAAGGUAUACAGUCGGGCUGAUAACAAGGCCAUAGCCAAGCAGCUGGGAAUGUCAUCCCAUGAGAAUGCUACCCCAAUACGGAUUCUACACAACUCAGCAGGCCACUUGGGUGGUCCGGCUCGUUCGCUUGGAGGAGUUGUUAUUGGCUACCUGGGAGUACGAGUCUUCUCACCUCGACCUGUUGCGAAGAUGAUUGAAAAUGUAGGAGGAAGCUCUGUAUUGCUUGGUCUUAUUGCAAUGGCCCAAGAUGUAGAGAGUUUGUACGCUGCAGUGAAGGCUCUGGUGUGUGUGGUACGAACAAAUCGCACUGCCCAGCUGGAGAUGGACAGACGGAGAGGUUACCAGACACUUGCCAUGCUGCUGAGGAGGAAACGAACUCUUCUCAACAGCCACAUUCUACAUCUCACGUUCAGUCUCGUCGGAACAGUAGACAGUGGGAGAGAGAGCUCUUCCAUUCCAAACACCACAGCUUUCCACGAUCUGCUCUGUGAUAUUGAGGUGUGGCAUGAGGCUCCGGGUGAACUGCAGCGUUCAUUGUUUGAGCAUUUAUAUGAGCUCGUAGCUGAGUCAAGUGAAAAGAGGACCAAUCUGAAAAUAGUGCGGGACCUUGGUCUUGUACAAAGACUGCUCCUUAUUUUAGCAGAUGUGAACUGUGAACCCACCAGACAUGUCCUCGUGUCACUACUGGGGGUCUUACUUGGAGGUCAGCCAAGAGCAUCUGACUUGUUAAUGUUUGGUCAGUUUGUGGUGGCGACACUGCCAAUUUUCCCAGGUUCCAGUGAAAAGAAUCUUGCUCUGUUAGAAGCAGCUCCCAGUUCCAGUAUUUCUGCAUGUGAACAUGGAGAAGGAGGGGAAGAGAAAGGGGACAGGGAGAGUGAUUCUGCUAGCAACAUUGUACUAAGGAACCGCUGCUUGCAGCUGCUUCACUCUCUGCUGUUCACACAGCGGAACACUGUCAGUCUGGGGUUCUGUGAUGAAGUGACCCAGGUGCUGGGCCUAGAUUGGGUCCUGCUUUUCCUGCAAGGUCACCUUCACCCCACCACUGUGGUGUGGGGACUGAGGAUUCUGGUGGUCUUGUGCUCCUGUGCCCCCCUGCUCCAGAAGUUCCGAGAAGGCACAAGCAGUGGUGGAUGGCUGCGUGACACAGAACUCUUUCUUCAGAACAAGAUGGCCCUUGUUCUUGGCUACCAGUUUGGUGCAUCUGCACCCAGAACACCUGGUGGGCCAAGAGAGGUAAAGUCUGAAGCACUGCAUGUCCCAGGUUUCCAGAGACUGAACUGGCUCCUCCCACAGCACAUAGAUGUCCCUGAGGUGUACUUCCUCCUCAUGGCUCUCAUGAUGGGCCAGCCUGUGAAACUCCUACCUGCUGAUUCAUCAAAGUUGGAUCUUGACAGUGUGUGGAACUUCAUGUUUGGUGUUCCAGCUAGUCAGUCUGUGACAAGUGUGGCGGGGAGAGUCUCCCUCUGUCCAGAGGCAGUGAUUGUACUCCUGGCCAUGGUCCGUGCCAUGUUGAACCAGGAAGGAAAGAGUCCUGACAGCCUCCCCGAAUGGCUGCGAGAUUAUCCAGUUACAAUCAUCCAGUUUCUCUUCUUCCUGUACCACAAUAUGGCAGACUUUAUGCCUGUUUUCAUGGGAGGAGAUGUACUGGGUGCUCUGGCGGGCACGUUGUUUCCUCGGCAACCAGGCAGUGAAACAGGCAGCGGGUCUUCAACUCCCAGUGAUGAGGUCAAGACCUAUCCUGGCUCUGAGGGUGCAGUUCUUGUGCGAUCCCCAUCAAAAGAAGCCGGUUUGAGCAGCCACCCAGCACGCAAGUUUGUGAUGGACUUUCUGCGGGUGAUUGUAGUGGAUUCUCUGUCACUCCCUGUGUCAGGAAAGGGUCCACCAGCCAUUGACCUUGUCCUAGAAUCGUCUCCUGAUACUGCAAGUGUGUCCCAGCAUACUCGCUUCCAGACAGAAGUCCUAGGCACCCUGAUGGAGCACCUUCUUGCUGCUGAUGUGCUGAUUGGUGAACAGGCUGCUUUACCGGUAGUGCCUGGCGGAAGUCUGCAGUAUAUUGCACCUAAUGUCUGCUACCUGGCUGGACGCAUAGUGGAUAAACUAUGGCAGGGUACAUUUGCAAAGGACCCACAUGAAGUGUUUGACUUCGUAGUGAAACUGAUUUCUCAGGCUAAGCGACGACCACCGGGACAGUUCCCAUUAGAAGGUUUGUACCACUGCUUGAAUCGCACAACACUCUUCCUGCUGUCACGCUCAACAGAUAACAUAGCUGAUCAGAUGGCUGUGCUAGAGGCCCUACACAAACUCACAAAUCACCGUGGUCUUGUGUUUGGUGCUGGCAAUCAUGAGUUGGACUUUGUGGGCUGCCUCACGUACUGUCUCCUGCAGCUCACUGCUGACAUGCGCAUAAUGUUGGACACCAACAUACGCACCACCUGGCACGUCAAUCCGCAGAUGGAUGAGAGUGACGACAAACUGACAUCACAUCAGGGCCAUAACCUGAUGGCAGGAGCAGCCCGUCGUGUCUGGGAGGAACUCUAUGUUUGCAAGAAGCCGGCCAUUGAAGAAGUGUUCAAGAUCACAUUAGUGUCAGGACCCAACAAUAAAGCACCAGACUUGGCAACCGUGCGUGAACAGGUGUAUGAGUCAGCCAAUAAACUGUGGCUCAACUACGUGGAUAUGGAGAGGAAAGCUUCCUACAGAACACCAUGGGAGCUCCACAAUCAGAUUCAGUCAAAAAUCCAGAAAGUGACAGGUGGUUUAACCCGUCUGGCUAGUCGAACCAAGGUAAAGAAAGAAGAGACAAUACGCAUGCGAUACUCAAGUAUUCCACAGUGUGAAAUUGCAGCGUGGACAGCUGGUCGUGCAGCACUGGUGAAAGAUUUGGUUGAGGCACGGGCGAAACAGCACCAGCAGGCUCAGGUGUACAUGCAGCGCUACGUUUUAGAGGAAUGGUUGCAGACAGAAACAGAGCUGACCAGAGAGCGAGGACUCUGGGGUCCAACAGUGCCUUGCAGACUAGACAAAUGGAUGCUGGACAUGACAGAGGGUCCAUGUCGCAUGCGAAAAAAGAUGUGUCGCAACGAUUUGUUUUACCUGCAUUAUCCAUACAGACCAGAGCUAGACAGUGGUGACAAUAAAGCACUCAAGUACAAAGUGGCCUCCAGCUGGGAUAGCAAGGAGUUCUACCAGAAGUACCGUCCUCAGAGCUUGCUGGAGCGGGAGAGGGACUUUAUGCUUGAGAUACAGCUGCAACCAGAGGAUCCCAGUGACAAGCAGAUGGAACUGACAUAUGUAGCAGGAGACAAUGGAGAGGACAUUGGCUUGCAAAGUGUGCAGUGUGCUACAGUUCUGGAACGCCAUGGUGUACGCCGCUCUGUGUCUGAGCCUGAUGAUGCUGGUGAUGAUGCUGAUGCAGAUACAACAGGCUCUGAAGAGCCUGACAGCGCACCUGACAACCAGACCCUCAUUCGGCUGCUGGAGGAACAAGAAAAAAUCAGUCACAUGUUCCGUUGUGCUCGCAUCCAAGGCCUCGAUACUACUGAAGGAUUGCUGCUGUUUGGAAAGGAGCACUUCUAUGUGAUUGAUGGCUUCACAUUACUAAAGUCCCGUGAGAUCCGUGAUAUUGAAAGCCUGCCAAGUGGAGCCCACGAUCCCAUCCUGCCCAGCCCAGGCAGUCCUCGUAGGUCACGGGCCAUGAGGCAGUGCUCCAAGUUCAGCUAUGAGGAUAUUAGAGAAGUACACAAACGCCGAUAUCUACUACAGCCAAUGGCAUUGGAAGUCUUUUCUGGUGAUGGGCGCAAUUAUUUGUUGGCAUUUCCAAGGAAAGUUCGCAACAAAGUGUAUCAGCGGUUCAUGUCUUUCGCAACUUCCAUAGCUGACAGUGCACAGCAGUCUGUGGCUGGACAGAAGAGGACAGCCAAUGUGGAGCAAGGAGCAGGCCUGCUUUCCAGUUUGAUAGGUGAAACGUCGGUGACACAGCGCUGGGUACGUGGUGAAAUAUCCAACUUCCAGUAUCUGAUGCACCUCAACACUCUGGCAGGCCGUUCAUACAAUGAUCUCAUGCAGUACCCAGUUUUCCCAUGGAUUCUGGCUGAUUAUGAAACAGAAGAACUAGAUCUUUCACACCCUGCUACUUUCCGGGAUUUCUCCCGCCCUAUGGGUGCCCAGAGCCCAGAAAGGCUUGAACAGUUCAAGAAAAGGUACAAAGAAUGGGAUGACCCCCAUGGUGAAACUCCCCCAUAUCAUUAUGGUACACAUUAUUCAUCAGCCAUGAUUGUGUGUUCAUAUUUGGUUCGAAUGGAACCAUUCACACAGCAUUUCCUCCGUCUUCAGGGAGGUCAUUUUGACCUUGCUGACCGGAUGUUUAACUCUGUAAGAGAGGCUUGGCUGUCUGCAUCGAAACAUAACAUGGCGGAUGUUAAGGAACUAAUUCCAGAGUUCUUCUACCUUCCAGAGUUCCUAUGCAAUUCCAACAAUUUUGAUCUUGGCUGUAAACAGAAUGGUGUUCAACUUGGUGACAUAGUGUUACCACCUUGGGCUAAAGAAGAUCCUCGUGAGUUCAUCCGCAUGCAUCGGCUGGCCUUGGAAUGUGACUUCGUGUCACAACAUCUGCAUGAGUGGAUAGAUCUCAUCUUUGGCUACAAACAGUAUGGACAAGCAGCCAUUGAGGCUGUUAACGUUUUCCACCACCUCUUCUAUGAAGGCAAUGUGGAUAUUUACAGCAUUGAUGAUCCUUUAAAGAAGAAUGCUACAAUUGGUUUUAUCAACAAUUUUGGACAAAUUCCAAAACAAUUAUUCAAGAAACCUCACCCAGCAAAGAAAAUCAGUCACCGCACAUCUGUGAUUGAUCCAGGGCCAAUCACUCCAGGUCUUAGCUUUACAACUGGAGACCGACUCUUCUUCCACAAUCUUGAUAACCUUCGUCCUUCACUGCAGCCUAUCAAAGAGUUGAAAGGACCGGUUGGUCAGAUUCUGCAUUCAGACAAGAACAUCCUCGCAGUGGAGCAGAACAAAGUGCUGGUACCACCAUCAUACAACAAGUAUGUCGCAUGGGGAUUUGCUGACCACAGUCUGCGUGUUGGCAACUAUGACAGUGACAAAGCAGUCUUUGUUUGUGAAGCCAUGAUGCAAAGCAAUGGCGAGAUUGUGGCUUGUGUGUGUCCUUCAUCAAAGCUCAUUGUUACAGCUGGGACAAGCUCAGUGGUGACUGUGUGGGAAUAUGCCCACAAGCAGCUGAGUAUCAAGCAAUGCCUCUAUGGCCACACAGAUGCAGUGACUUGCCUUACUGUGAGCCCUGUGUACAAUGUUAUAGUGUCAGGAUGCCGUGACACAACAGCCAUCAUCUGGGAUCUUUCACGACGUAUAUUUGUACGUCAGCUUCAGGGACAUGUGGCCCCAGUAGCUGCUGUGGCAAUCAAUGAGCUUACUGGUGACAUUGCAACUUGUGCUGGAACAUGGUUGCAUGUGUGGAGCAUUAAUGGAGUGGAACUUGCAAGUGUAAACACAUGUGUGGGGAGGGCAGAUCGAAUGCAACAGAUUCUGUGUGUUGCGUUCUCCCAAACACAUGAGUGGGACUCGCAGAAUGUUGUGAUGACAGGCUCCACAGAUGGAGUAGUCCGGAUGUGGUCAGUGGAUUAUGUUCAAGUCCCAAAAGAAGACAAAUUAGGAACGAGCCAUGAUGAAAGUGAGGAGAAUGGGGAGGCAGCAGCUUUGAGCAGGAAAGCAAUAUCUAGUCAACCAGGUGGGAACGCAGCAUCUGAAGCUGAUUCAGCUCAACGAACCAAACAGCAGAGGGUGGCUGACCUCGUCAAACAGAUGAGCAUGUCAGCAGAGUUCUCCACAAAUGAUUCAGGACUUCUGAAUAAGAGUGGCUCAGAGAGCAGUCUAUCAGAAGAAGAUGAAUUGAAACAAGGGGACAGUGGAAGUAAAGAGGCACAGACGCAGGGAGAGGAGAAAGAAUCAUGCAGUGAUGAAGAAAAAAAGAGUAAAGAAAAUACUGAUGCUGAAGGGGAACAAUCUACAAAUACAGAAAGCAUAGAGACAGUGGCCAGUUGUGAACAACUGCACCAUGCUGGGAAGGGUGACCUUCAUCGCCAACAAGCAGUCAGAGUGUCUAGUACCGAAACCCAGGAUUCCCCUCAGCAGAGUCCUGUGAUAAUGCGUCGCAAGUCUUCUGCACGAGCCAACCCUGCUUUCAGAAAGAGUGAAGGCAGCCGGCUUCUGGUUGGGUCAGUGGAAGGUCAUCAGCGUAGUCGGGCCGAGAGCGAAGGUGGACAAGGGACUGGAAGCAUUGAGAGUGAUGGGGUCUGUGCAGGGGCAGUGCAGGAAGAUGGCACUGGGGGCAGAAUGAGGCCUAGUAAGAGUGAUACAAGCCUCACAGAUUCAUUUGUGAUGGUCGGAGAAAGUGAUGUGAGUGACAUGCCCUCCAUGUUGAAAAAGGAUGAGGGACAACGGAGAAGACGGAAUCCACAAAACAUACUCAGGGAAGGCUUCAAGUGGCAGCGUCAGCUGGUCUUUCGUAGCAAGCUGACCAUGCAUACAGCAUAUGAUCGGAAGGAUAAUGCAGAACCAGCCUCCAUAACAGCUCUAGCUGUGUCCAAAGACCAUCGUACAGUAUAUGUUGGAGAUACACGGGGGCGUGUGUUUUCAUGGAGUGUAUCUGAUCAACCAGGCCGAGCCGUUGCUGACCACUGGCUCAAGGAUGAGGGUGCAGAUACAUGUGUAGACUGUGGGGUGCGCUUCACCCUUUAUGAGAGACGACAUCACUGCCGAAAUUGUGGUCAAGUUUUCUGUUCAAAGUGCAGUCGCUUUGAGUCAGAAAUCUCUCGCUUGCGCAUCCUGAAGCCAGUCCGUGUCUGUCAGGGAUGCUAUGCCAUUCUAAAGACGCAACACCACCCUGGUGACUUUACGGGAACAUAGUCCAGUCCAGUAAGCAAUAUUUCCCCCACUGUAUUUAUUGUGUAUAUGCACAGGCGUGUGGUGUGUUUGUUUUCUACAAGUGCAGUGUUGGUAGAUUUAUCUCAACCAAGUCAUCUAAAGUUUUUAUUUUCCUUUUAUGAAGGAAGGACUUUUGAGAAAGAGAUGUAUAUGAUCACAUAUUGUUAUAGAUACUUUACUUUUGAUCUGAAAUUUGUGUCAGGCAUAUGUGAACUGCUUACAUUGUUACAGUCAGUCUGUAUGUGCAGGAAUCAGGCUGUCAGAGAGACCAUAUUACUAACCCAAAUGAUAGAUGUAUAGAAGUAAUUAUGAAAAAGGGUUCAUGUAGCAGCAUACUUUAUAUUUAUUCUCAUGAGUUAAUCAUAAGCAAAUGGAAUAUAAGUAACUGAAAACUCCCUGGUGCUGGAUAGUUCCAAGGAGUAGGAAGUAAUUUGUUAUAGAACCCAAAAGUUCUCUCUCACUACAUAAGAUUGUGCAUUGUCUCUAGUCUACAUCAGUUCAUUUCUUCGAUAUACUUUUUAAUAAUCUCCUCUCUUUGCCUUGCUGUCCAUCGCAGUCUCUUUUUGCAAGGUUCUUUAAAAUUAUGUUUGUGUAUGUGGAUCUGACACUUUGAAAAUCAUAUAAUUUUUUACUUUUUAAUAUAACAUGAGAACUUCGUUUUUCAGGAAAUUCCUCUUACAGCAUAUGGUCUGUGUUAUGUUCUUGUACUUCUGAAAUGAGCAAGAACAUCUACUGUAAUUCUGAAGAGUAUUAUUAUCAAAAUUUGUUAAAUUUAUGUUUAAUUUGUAGCUUUCAGUCAGUUUAUAAUCUGUGAAUUUCCUUUCACCACAUAAUCCAUCAGAAAAUCUAUAUGGGAAAGUCACAGGGAAGAGAGGUUGGUGUUUGACUGAACACUCACCAAAUUUUGCACAGAAAUUGAACUUCAUUAGUUAUGUGAAGUAUUGUACCAGCUUGUUAAAACAAAACAGUUUUGAUCCUUGUAGUAGUGCAAAGUAAGUUGAAACAAAUGUCAAAACUUAUUGUCAUUAAGGAAAAUAGGACUGAAUAUUGUGAUGGCUCUUUGAGUGCAUGCAGUGAUCUGAUGAUUCACUGUAACAUUUUGUUUAUUAACACCAAGAUCCUGUACAUACCAUAUAAAUUCCCAGAAACCCUGUGCUGGAGGGAUGCUGGAAUGUUAGGGAGGUACAGAAAGAAAUUGUAACUCUGUUUCUGUUAGAUGUAAAUAUGAAUUUGUCAUCUGUAUAUGAAAUGAUCACACUGACAGUAAAAGAUAGGUUACUUAUGCAAGUUUUGAGGCUCUCAUUACAGUCAAUAUGGAGAAUGUGAGGCCUUGUGGUCUGAUAGGUGUUUGCUGUCAUUUUGAAGAAACUUUUUGCCACCAUCUUGAGAGGCAGAGAUUAUGUCAGGUGUGCAGGGGACAUCAGUGCUGUAAAUGUUUCAUCUCUACCUUGAUUCCACUGGUCACAGGUACACAUAAUGACACUUGAUACUUGUAACAAAUAUUUUUAGUUCACCUUCAGAAGUUAUUAAUAAAAAUAAUUUAUAGUUGAGUGGUAAUUUUCAAAAGACACUCUUCUGAACAGUAUCAAGGUGAUGAAAACAAUUUCUUGCUCAUGAAUGAAAACCAAAACGCAUGUGAAAUAAAUUAAUUCAAAGUUUGUUUCAAGAUGGCAGAUCCUUAUUUUAUCAUUAGCUAAUGAACUUUGCAGGAACCUGGGCUGUUACCCAGUGAAAAGUUAAUUUCAGUAAUGCACAUAGUUCUUUUUGUAUAAAUUUACAAAUAUCAGGUUGGUAAUAUUAUUACCUGUGGUGUUCUGGUAUUACUGCCAAAUGGGAGGAGUUAGAAGAAGCAGAGCAUGCCACUUGGCUGUGAACAGAUUCCUGAUAUCGAAGAAAUGUGAAGGUCACAAUGAUUGCAAGGCAGAAGGUCAUAGAAUAGCUACAGAUAUCAAGGAACAGUUAUCCUUGCCUUACUGCUAUUAGAACAUAUGAGGACUAAAUGAUUGUGUGAGUUAACGCAAGGUUCUUAGCCUUCUAAGGGUAGAAUUAUCCUGAAAUGAUGGAUUUUGAAAAGACAUAUGAGUACUGUUUUAAUUUUGUUGCUUCUUGUAAUAAGAUCCAACCAAAAAUGCAGUGAGGUUUUCCUGUCAAAAUUUCAUGUCUUUUUCUUAUUUUCUCUGGGUCCUCUGUCUGAAUUUUAAUAUUUUUUUAUGUAUUUACAUCCUGAUGCAUCCAAAAGCAUCAUCAUCACACAAUGGUUAUGAAAAUGUUCAUAUUAUCAGUAUCCAAACGAUUUUAUGCAACUUAAAACUUGGGCUCAGUGUUUCAGCAAAGUAUCUUAAACAUACAGAGAAGCUAUUGAAGGCUGUAAAACAGGACCAGAAAACAUAAAAUUAGUUCGGCAGCUGAGUGUGUAUUGUCAGAAAUUAAUAGAAUACAUAUAGAAUUUUUUAAUUUUCCUUCUGUGAUCACUUGAAAUACUCUAUAGAAAAGAUCUGAACUAAUUAUGCAGGAUUUUUAGACAAACUAGUGUCAUCAAAAUGAAGAGUGACUUUUUAGAUAUUUGAAGUAGUGAUUUCUUCAAAUAAGGGAAUAAAUUUUAGACUAGAAUCCUAGCGGUAACAAUCCAGUUAGCAAUGAUGAAAUGCUUUGUUUCAUUAGCUAACUAUGAACUUUGAGAUUUAACUUAUUUGUACUGCUUUUGAAAUAUCUGUAGAUAUGUGUAUGUGUGUGUCUGUGUGCGCAUGUGUGCGUGAUGCUGUGUGGUGUACUUCUAUGGUAAUAGGGUAUGCAUUUAAUUUGAACCCCUGUUUCCUGACAAAAAUACGAUAGAGAACAAAAAUUACACGUAAAUGAAUAUAUACAAUCAGUUAGGUGUUUACGUUAAUAAGAGUCCUGUGUGGGUUCUAAAGAGUUUCCAUUUAUAUGUCACAAGACUAACUGUGGUGGAACAGUAGAGAGGAGACAGACUGCUAUAUAGAUGGUUGUGUCAUGCAGGUAACCCAGUGUCUUAACCUUCUAACCAACUAUAGGAUAUUCACUAUAGCAGACAGAUCUUUAAUAAUAUUUGAUGCUAGAAGUUGACAGAAUUUAAUAGACCUUUUUCUUUUGAUGCCACUCUUUGUUAAAAUUGCCAUAAUUUUAUAAUAGUUUAAGAUAUUGAAAUUCAACAAAAGGAAUGUAAAGGUUUAUGAACCCUUAAGCUUUUGCAUGUUUUACAAUAUUUAACAGUUAUGUGAAAUUUAAGUUUCAGAAAAUGUGAAAUAUAUAGUGGAAAUGAAUGGAUUAUAAAGAUGUUUUACCUCUAUGGACUUUGAACUGGCAACAUGGCAGUGAUGGAAUACAUUGCAGCUUAUUUUGGACAAGUUUGUUUGUUUCAGUUGCUGUAUUCUGAAUUCAUCUUAAUUGACAAGACACAAAUAUCCACUUCAAAUACACAUCUGCUUGAAUCAUAGUUUAUCACGCAAACUUCUGGACUAAAAGUAUUAUACAUCAAAAUGCUCCAAAGCAUUUUACACAAAUGUUCAGUAGUUCAGCUUGUGGUACAGUUUGAGACAUUAGUAAACAGAAUCAUAUAUCACAUUCUUCACUCUAGUGAAGUUAUAUUGAGAUUUUUCCUGAAUCGGAAUGGAGAGGACAUCUUUGAGAGCAACUCAUGAUAGAAGAGUGAAUUUUUCUUUUCACCUUCAGCUUUCUCAUUGCUUUUCGAAGCAUAGGGGUGACCUGUAAUAGCAUUCACACUUUGUUUCUCUAGAUAACAUUAUAUGUCAUGUAUAUACCCUUGCUGUCACAAAGCUUAUACAGUUUUAUUCCAAGUCUGUUUUGCUUUUCUUGAAACAAACUGCAGAAAACUCCACUCUUCCCAUGAAUUUCACAAUUCAUCCAGUGCCAAGUUCUUGAUAACGUAAUACAAAAUGGAAUAAACAUUAUUCAUUACUGAGAUAUUCAAAAACAUCUCUAAGCUCACAUGCAUUGUCAUAAUUUGAGCUUGUUAUAUCUGCUGGAUGUUCAUUAGUUUUGAAAUGAAGAAAACUCAUUAUGAAUAGAAAUCAGUAAUGUUCAUGACUUUUGAGUAGAAUGGAAUAUAGUACAGUUUGUUAGCAGACCAGUAUGCCAGUGUGGUGUUUCAGUCAUCAUGACCCAUGGGAAUUAUCAGAAUAUUGUAUAUAAAUAUAUUGUUGCAUUAAUGCAUCUUUUGUACACACACAUUUCCGUUAAAAUAAUAAAUACUCUGAAGCAAAUAUCUUUUAAAUGAAUGGAUGGUGACCAUAAUGGAAAUAACAUUAAGAUGUUAAUUCGUUUUAAUUAGGAAAUACCACGUUUUACAUUAUAUAUAACUUUGACAUACAGUGCCACAAUUUUAGCAAGAACAUAAGGCUUUACGUAGCACGUAAAAGAACCUCAUAUCUCCAAAGGAGGACACUGAGCCAAAUUACGGACGUUUCCCGCCCAACAGCAGUC
Molecule: messenger RNA, 15745 nt
Organism: Cryptotermes secundus
Lineage: Eukaryota; Metazoa; Arthropoda; Insecta; Blattodea; Kalotermitidae
Gene: bchs
Product: WD repeat and FYVE domain-containing protein 3
Exons: 50
Coding region: 494-11266 (3590 amino acids)
Molecular function (GO): metal ion binding; protein binding
Source: RefSeq, a predicted model, not a curated record